AUGGCUGCCUCGAGUAUAGACGAACAGGAGGCGCCUACUGAGUUCGAAUUGUCGUCAUCAUUUGGCAGUUCAUCCGGUCUCAAAAUCGCUGUUGAACGAUGUCCUGUGUGUGACUAUAGCAAACGACCAUUUUACUGUAAAACAUGCGUCAACCAGGGCCUGUUCGUGCACUCCAAAGGCACCUACCCAGAAAGGUUUACAGAUAAAAGUCACAAGUUAGAAAUCCUUACAAAGGAGAGGGAUUCUGUGCUGGAGCAGGUGAAGCAUUCAGUGUAUAAGAAGCAUGUCAUUGAUCAGAAGAAAAAUGAAAUCCAGGAAUGUAAACGGAAGAUCACAUUGCUCAAACUAACGUUAUCUGCUUCAAAGGAGAUGAAAUCAUCAGAAAGGCAAGACUUAGAUGUUAUCAGCAGGGAGAACCAUGCCAGGCGAUUUAAGGGUCGUAAUCACCAGGAGAAGAAACAAAGAAUAAAGGAUUAUAUUAAGCUCGUGAGGACAUCCAAUGGGGUGAAAUUUAACUCACUGGGAGAUGUCCUGGAGGAUCUGUCCAAGGAGAGGAAGAAACAUGUAGCUGACCUGACACACUACAUAUUUCCUGUAAUGGAAGUCAAACGAGACAGUAUGGUGGAAGAGAGUGCAAACUCGGCCAGUACAGAAAAGGCACUAAGGGAUGCGAGCCACACAACGUACAUCCGAGGUCAGUGGGUGUACACAGACGGUAACGAUGGGGACUUCAGGAUUGUGGAACCGACGUUGCCCUCUACUGGCGACUACUCACCCUACAAUAUAUGGGUGGCCACGAGUCGUGAGAACAAUGGUGACCCUGAUAACAGUUUACGUAACCCUGGUCACCGAAUCAGUGCAGCACUGUGUUACGCCAGUCAGCUAGUAUCGAUAUUGUCAUCUCUGUUAGAUGUUCCCCUAGUUCAUAGGCAAAAUUACAGUAUAUUCUGUGGUGCUGAGGUGAUCGAGAAGAAUUUUCGGAACUCUGUUGCCUGCCUCAACCAGAAUGUGUUGUACCUGUGUUUCUCCCAGGGUCUGGCAGAUUGCCCUCUCAUUGAUCCUAGGAAUACAUUAGGAAACAUCUGCCUCCUCGUUAGACACACAAGUCUAGGAAGAGAACAAUCCUUCACUGUGAACCAGGAGCUGCUCCAGUCAGUAGGGGAGAUAACUGUAUCAACAGACGAAGAACGAGAGGAGGAGGAAUGUCAGGCGGAACUCUUCACACGUGAAGGUGAGAUUGGACUGCCAUCAGACUGGGAGGAAGUACCACAUGAUAUAGAUGAGAGUGAGAUAGUAAAUCGUACAGUGUUCAGUUCAACUCUGCAAUCGACAUCUUACGCGCCACCGACCUCUGAACCUACUCACCUCACUGCCAGUGCUUUCGUCUCAUCAGCUGCCGCAUCUCUCGUGUCCUUCUUCAGAGGACCUCAACCUUCUGACAAAAGAUGACAUCAUGGUCUCCUAGUAGUUUUCUUUCUUGUAAUAUUGAAACCAUGUCGAAUUUUGUGACAUUGGAGAUUCCUUUUGCCUAAAUGCUAUAUAUAAUAACUUUUAAGAUCAAUUUUUUAUAUCAUUGGUAAUGAAAGCACUUUCUAUAUUUAAUAUCACUACCAGAAUUUAAUUUAUUACAUUUUUUAAAAAGUUCCGCUUCAUAAGCAAAUAAGAUAUUUUCUUACGUGAAAGUUUUGUAAAUUUUGGAAGAUUUCUUAUUAAAUGUUGCACACUGUUUAAAUACAGUUUUGUUGAAUUAACUACCAAAUUUGGUAGGCCUUGGUUAUUAAACAAGUUCAUUAUAACCUGUGUGGCAUUGUUCCUAGAAUGAUACAAUUUGCAGUCUUCUUCAGGAGUUUUUUUUUUAACCAUGCAAUUGAAGAUCUUCUACUUUGAAAGAUUAUUGGAAAAUCUUUUAAGUUAUGCAUGCCGAGGUUGGAAGUAGACAUCUCUCAAUAUGACUGAUGCUUGUGUUAAGUGCAUGCAGACUGAUGUAUUUAUUGCUCUAAACAGUCAGCCUUUUUGGUCUACGAUUGUGCUGAUAGUUGUUUCGGAUAAAAAAUAGAUCAAUUAAUUCACCUAGGAGCUAGGUAAAAUUGACAGUUCAUUAGCCAUUUGUGAAGAAUAUAUAUCAUAUUUGCACUCAAUUUAAAUGCGGAAGUUCUGUUCUCAGUAAAACUUCUUUUUGAAGAUAAAUAUUGCAAAUGGUAUCAUUCUCUGCAUAUUUAUUCAAAAUAUACUUGAAGAAGUGAUAUGUCAGCACUACUGUUGCUCAUGAAUUUUUCGAACAAAAAUUGUCCUUUUUAUAAAUAAUUUAUGGUCAUAUUAAGAAUUUUUGUUAAACUGUUUCUUUCCCUGUUCAAAAUUUUUGAGAUAACCAUUGAAUUUGUCUUCUUUAUGGAUUAAGAGGUGAAAGUAGAAAGUGGGUGAACAUUUCCUUUUUUAAUGCCACUUGAGUUAUUGUUUCAUACUUAUUGUCACGACGGAAACUUUAUUGAUCUCAAAUAAUUAAAAAUACAGUGAUUCAUGACAUUGGCAUUUCUUAGCAGUUUCAAGGGCUUUUUCUGUUGAAGGAUGGUUGAUUUGGUUGGUUUGGUUUGUUUGUGUUUAAAGUCCUAUUAAUAGCUAUGGUCAUUUAAGGACGUGCCAGG
Mizuhopecten yessoensis (Yesso scallop) is the source of this 2642-nucleotide messenger RNA. Its product is annotated as beclin 1-associated autophagy-related key regulator-like. The coding region runs from base 1 to 1449 and encodes 482 amino acids. The record is from RefSeq and is a predicted model, not a curated record. The transcript has 9 exons. Gene Ontology annotation, cellular component: mitochondria-associated endoplasmic reticulum membrane contact site; extrinsic component of omegasome membrane; phosphatidylinositol 3-kinase complex, class III. NCBI's taxonomy places the organism in Eukaryota, Metazoa, Mollusca, Bivalvia, Pectinida, Pectinidae. Gene Ontology annotation, biological process: mitophagy; cellular response to starvation; autophagosome assembly.